This is a messenger RNA of Staurois parvus, 402 nucleotides long. The record is from the annotation of a GenBank genome assembly. Lineage: Eukaryota; Metazoa; Chordata; Amphibia; Anura; Ranidae.
AAUCAGUUCAUGGGAAAGCCACAAAUCUAUAAAUAUGGAACAUACUACGUGGACAGCAACGUGACAAUCACACCGACCAAUGAUGACCAGAACGAGAUCUUCUCCUGUAGAGUCCGACAUGACUCUCUACAAGAACCUCUGCAGAGGGACUUCCUGCUUGUCUAUGAAGAUAUACCAUACCAUAACAUACCAGAGACACCGUACACUGUGGUGAUUGUAGUCUGUAUUCUGGUUCUGAUUACGAUAAUUGCAGUUGUGAUUGGAAUAUUUUUGUGGUGGCGAAAAUACAGAAAAAAAGGUAAUACACAUGAAAACUUGCAAAUUGUUGUACUUUCAGGUAUGAAAAUUAUAUCAAUAUAUACUAUGUCCUCAGGGAUGGUGCUAGACUAUUUUGCACCCUAG